UGUGUGUGAAUCUGCACAGAGGAGCUCAGAGUCUCUGCAUGAGGUGCCGUGUAUAGCUGAGGGAAUGUGUGUGUGUCAGGAGAGGUGUGUGACUCUGAGUAUCGGCCCUGUGUGCUGUCUGAGACACAUGUGUCUUCCGGUGAGAAGACCUCCAUCUCAUCCUGUAACCCUUGUUUUCAUCUUACCCCCCAUCUGUCCCCUCGGUGCCUCAAAUCCCUGGAUGCCAUUCCCAGCUCCAUUCUCUCCCUGGCCCUAACCAGCCCUGCAACAUCCUGGAGCCUUUCAGACACCAUGGUUUUGCCCUGGGGGAAGGGUCCUGAGGUGAAGACCUCUGCAAUGGCUUAGUGAACAGGGGCUAUUUUAGGUUUCUCACCACAGCCUGCCUCACAGUUCACCACAUGGGUGUCAGCCCCCAUCCCCCCUUCCACAGGAGAACAGUUACAGUGAAGGGUGAGAGGGGUGGUAGCGCUGGGGUGGGGACCAGGGCACUGAUGUGACAGAGUCAUUGGCUGGGCAGCUGGACCUGGUGGAUCCAGGAAGGCUUCCUGGAAGAGGUCUCUGGCCCCUCCUAAGGACCAUGCUGCAGCCCCACUGACCGAGGAGUAGGGGCCUGAGGGCAGGGCACCUGGAAUGGGCUGUGUGUUUUGCAAGAAGGUGGAGCCAGGGCCCAAGGAGGCUGUUGGCCUGGAAGGGGACUUCAGGAGCUACGGGGCUGCAGACCGCUAUGGGCCUGACCCUACUCAGGCCCGGCCUAUGUCUUCCUUGGCCCAUAUUCCCAACUACAACAACUUCUCCCCUCAGCCCACCAGCCCCGCCUUCCUUGAUGGGGGCACCAUCAGGGCCAUCUCAGGGCCUGGGGUGACCCUGUUCGUUGCUCUGUAUGACUAUGAGGCCCGGACGGAAGAUGACCUCACCUUCACCAAGGGCGAGAAGUUCCACAUCCUGAACAACACUGAAGGUGACUGGUGGGAGGCCCGGUCCCUCAGCUCUGGACAAACUGGCUACAUCCCCAGCAACUAUGUGGCCCCUGUGGACUCCAUCCAGGCUGAAGAGUGGUACUUUGGAAAGAUGGGAAGGAAGGAUUCCGAGAGGCAGCUGCUCUCCGCUGGCAACCCCCGGGGAGCCUUUCUCAUUCGGGAGAGUGAGACAACCAAAGGUGCCUACUCUCUGUCCAUCCGGGAUUGGGACCAGGCCAGAGGCGAUCAUGUGAAGCAUUACAAGAUCCGAAAGCUGGACACGGGUGGCUACUACAUCACCGCGAGGGCCCAGUUUGACUCGGUGCAGGAGCUGGUGCAGCACUACAUGGAGGUGAACGACGGUCUGUGCUACCUGCUCACGGCGGCCUGCACCACCAUGAGGCCGCAAACGCUGGGCCUGGCCAAGGACGCCUGGGAGAUCAGCCGCAGCUCCAUCACGCUCGAGCGCCGGCUGGGCACUGGCUGCUUCGGGGACGUGUGGCUGGGCACGUGGAACGGCAGCACGAAGGUGGCGGUGAAGACGCUGAAGCCGGGCACCAUGUCCCCGAAGGCCUUCCUGGAGGAGGCGCAGGUCAUGAAGUUGCUGCGACACGACAAGCUGGUGCAGCUGUACGCCGUGGUGUCGGAGGAGCCCAUCUACAUCGUGACCGAGUUCAUGUGCCAUGGGAGCUUGCUGGAGUUCCUCAAGGACCGAGAGGGCCAGGAUUUGAUGCUGCCCCAGUUGGUGGACAUGGCAGCCCAGGUAGCCGAGGGCAUGGCCUACAUGGAGCGCAUGAACUACAUCCACCGGGACCUGCGGGCAGCCAACAUUCUCGUGGGGGAGCGGCUGGUGUGCAAGAUCGCUGACUUUGGGCUGGCCCGUCUCAUCGAGGAUGAUGAGUACAACCCCCAGCAAGGGGCCAAGUUUCCCAUCAAGUGGACAGCCCCAGAGGCAGCCCUUUAUGGCAGAUUCACCAUCAAGUCAGAUGUGUGGUCCUUUGGAAUCCUCCUCACUGAACUCAUCAGCAAGGGCCGAGUUCCUUACCCAGGCAUGAAUAACCGGGAAGUGUUGGAUCAGGUGGAGCAUGGCUACCACAUGACGUGCCCCCCAGGCUGCCCAGCAUCCCUGUACGAGGUCAUGUUGCAGACCUGGCGCCUGGAUCCGGAGGAGAGGCCUACCUUCGAGUACCUGCAGUCCUUCCUGGAGGACUACUUCACCUCCACAGAACCCCAGUACCAGCCUGGGGAUCAGACAUAGCUGGUUUGGGCAUCUGCCACCUCUCUGGGGGUGCCCACCAGCCCUUUUCAAUCCCCAGGGCUCUGGUCCCAAAGCCCCCAGGCUUAGAGCCCUAUAGAGUCCUAGCCUGUCAGAGCAAACUGUUUGCUCUGACGCCAUCAAGGGCAACCCACUCAUUUUAAAGAUAGACAAAUAGAGGCUCAGAGAUGAUCCCUUACCCAGUGUGGCCCAGGCAAUAUUUCUCCCUCCAAUUUAGGACCCUAUAUGCUUCUAGUCUCCCUACCUCCCCCCGCCCCCCCCCAAAAAGAAAUACUCAGACCUUAUCUAGUUAUUUAUAAAACUAUAUCCUUUCCCUCGCCUCCUACCCCUGCAUUCCUACCCUGCCAUCCCACCCUGGUCCAGGAUCCCAGAAUUCAACUCCAGUCAUCUCUUGUAUCUGUAAGUUACAAAGAGAGGGAAAAACUUACCUGGAUCCCUUUCCUGUGGAGUGUACCCUGUAGUCCAGGACUGGGGUCCAAGGCCCAGAUUGAGGGAGAGGAUUGCUGAGGGCUUACCCCCCCCCCCCAGUCAAUGUGUGUAUGUGUAUUUGAUUUUGUAAAUAAGAAAAAUGACAAUGUGAAUCCAUGAGCUAUGAAGAUCCCUUCCUUUGGGAGGGAGGGUGGUCAGUGGGAGGUGAGUGGGGCUGCUUUGGCUGCUGGGAAGAGGGAGGACCCUGAGAGCUAAUAAGCACAGGGUACACCAAGGUGUGUCUUAGGCCACCCAAAAGUCCUAUGCUCGUCCCCAUUGAGUUUAGAACAAGUCCAGAGAUGGCUAUAGAAGACAGGCAGUUGGAGAUCAAAAUGACUACUGUGGUUUUAGUUUGUGUGCCGUGGGUUUGCUAAUUCUUUACUUGAUCCUACAGAUUUACUGUUCUUCACAGGCAUAGCAGCAGGCCUCCCUCAAAAGGGGCAGUGGGGGAGGUUCACAGUGGACCCUCUGCAGCUCCCCAAAAGAAGACAGAGGGAGGGGAGAGGGGAGGCCGGAGAGUUAGUCCAGCUCACUGGGUCUCACCUGGACAGCUCUGUGCUCUAGGGGGUUUUGGAGAGGUUUGGAGGCAGUUUUGUUUGUGAUGAUGACUAGGGCCUCCCGUCAGGGCGUGGGCAGGGAUGGAAGGUGCUCAACAACCGGCCGUGCGCAUGUGCAGUGAGGCAUUGUCCCACCCCCAGGUCCCCCUUCGAGGCACUCUGACAGCUGAUGUGCAGCUACAUGGAAACAAGGGGAACCAGAAGUAAGGAUUUCCACCUCCGCCGUCAGGAAAUUGUUGACCCCCUGACUUACUAAGAGGGUGGACAGGGCUGGAGGCUGGGAGCUAGGAAUCACUGCUGUAAUUGGCAAACAAUUACAGAGCAUUAAAUUUGCAAAGGCCCUUUGCUAGGCGGGAUCCCAGGAACACAAACGUGAACAAGACCAGUCCUUGUCCUGGAGGAGUUUACAGUCAGGCUGGAGAGAAAUAAUAAUAACUCAUCUAUUAAGC
Molecule: messenger RNA, 3706 nt
Organism: Myotis brandtii (Brandt's bat)
Lineage: Eukaryota; Metazoa; Chordata; Mammalia; Chiroptera; Vespertilionidae
Gene: FGR
Product: FGR proto-oncogene, Src family tyrosine kinase
Exons: 13
Coding region: 631-2214 (527 amino acids)
Biological process (GO): innate immune response; protein phosphorylation; cell surface receptor protein tyrosine kinase signaling pathway
Cellular component (GO): extrinsic component of cytoplasmic side of plasma membrane
Molecular function (GO): non-membrane spanning protein tyrosine kinase activity; signaling receptor binding; ATP binding
Source: RefSeq, a predicted model, not a curated record